AUGUUACAUUCGCUUAGCGUUUUAGAAUUAUUUCUCUAUCCGCUGUUGAUUCAGGUGAAAAUGUUAAGACGCGGUCCGAACAACGCUGAAAAUGAAAAUAUCCCUAUAAAGGUAUCCGGAAGAUCAACAUCUGCAAAUGGUGGGAUGGGAAUACCACAGAAGAAACUGAGCGAAAACUCACUGAAGCGCUUUAAAAAUAUCGCGAGCGGGAUUUUGGGAAAAAACGUGAAUGAUGCGAGGGAAAGAAUACAAAUGCGAAGGACUGCACUGGCAGAUAUGAAGAACGUCGUAACAAAUGAAGGGAAAAUCGAGAGUGAUGGAGGUGAAAGCAAGUCUUCGUUACUGAAUAGUAAAUUAUGCCGAUCAUUUUCGGCGUCACCAAAACGCAUAGGAACGAAAUCAUCGGAGAAAAGUCAACCGGAAUGUGGUAUUACCUUACCAUGCGAGGGCUUGCAAGAGCUCGCACCAGUCACAGCGAAUGCAGGCAUGAAUCUUCGUAGCCGACGUAUUUUAAGAUCUGAUGCGCAUCCCUCUGGUCAAUAUUUGAAAUUGCAGCCAACUUCUAACGAAAUAGCUCCGGAAGCUCCCCCCAUCCAGCCAGAACAGAUAAUUGAAAAGUUGCUAAAACCGUUGCCAUUUCAUAACGGAAAGCGUAGUAUCUACGACACUUAUAAUAACGUAGUGGUAUACUGCGAACAGUAUGCAGCCGAUAACUGGGAUUAUUUGUUUGAUAUCGAGGAUAAAGGAGUUGUGCCAUACAAUUUCUUGCACGGAUCAAGGAUUACACCGAGAAAUCGAAUGACUACAAUAGAUUGGAUUACUCGCUUGCAAAUUGCUUUCAAAUUGCUGCCAGAGACGCAGUUAACAACUGUUAAUCUCUUGGACCGUUGUUUAAUGGCACGACGCUUUACACUUGAAAAGAAAGAAAUGCAACUGAUUUCUUUGGGUUGUGCUGUUGUGGCAGCCAAGUAUGAAGAAAUUUAUCCCCCAGAAAUAUCUGAAUAUCUCAACUCGUGUGGCAAUACGAAACAAGAGAUCAUGCGGGCAGAAAUUAAUGUAUUACAUCUUUUAAACUUCGAUUUGAGAUAUCCUCGUGCCAUUCAAUUCAUUCGUCGUCUCACAGAACAUUACGAUCUUAGCGUUCAUACGCUGGCUAAAGCUAUUAGCGAAAUAGCAUCGUUUGAUUAUAACACAUGCUGUAUGAAACCGUCGGUUAUUGCGGCUAUUGCUGUAUUCAUUGCAGCGGCGUUGGAAGGAGUCGAAUUCCCUGAUAAGUUGCAUCGUUUGGCAAGAGUAUCGAAAGCAGAAGCUGAACGAUUAGCACCUAUUUUUGCGUCAGCCAUAUUGGAAUUGAUUAGAAAUGAAAAAAAUUAUAGUGCCCUCUACAAACGAAUGUGCGUCCAAAGACGCAUGGUUUUCACGAAUAAGCAUAUUGUCUAUUUGGCUUCACUUGUGACUAAAAGUCGUUGA
Cercopithifilaria johnstoni is the source of this 1470-nucleotide messenger RNA. Lineage: Eukaryota; Metazoa; Nematoda; Chromadorea; Rhabditida; Onchocercidae. The record is from the annotation of a GenBank genome assembly.